This is a messenger RNA of Haliaeetus leucocephalus (bald eagle), 2874 nucleotides long. RefSeq names its product ubiquitin specific peptidase 16 (gene USP16). Gene Ontology annotation, cellular component: nucleus; cytosol. The coding region runs from base 207 to 2687 and encodes 826 amino acids. The transcript has 18 exons. Gene Ontology annotation, molecular function: cysteine-type endopeptidase activity; zinc ion binding; cysteine-type deubiquitinase activity. The record is from RefSeq and is a predicted model, not a curated record. Gene Ontology annotation, biological process: regulation of gene expression; regulation of cell cycle. Lineage: Eukaryota; Metazoa; Chordata; Aves; Accipitriformes; Accipitridae.
CGCCCUUCCCCUCCGCCGUGCCCUCACGGCCCCACAAUGCACCGCGCCGGAAGCGCGGAUGGCAGCCGGGGGCCGUCUCCCAGCCGCCUGGGGAUGAGGUGAAGUUGCCGGGCUGCUCCGAGACGGAGCCAUGCGCCGCCGAGCUGUUCGCCCCGCGGCAGCGGCAGGUCACUGUUGCAUGUAAGAAAAAUUAACAGACUACAAAUAUGGGAAAGAAACGCAUCAAAGGCAAAACUGCACAGUCUGACGAGACUCUGGAUAUGGAGUAUGUGGCACCUGUGUGCAAGCAUAUUGGUAAAGGACUGGAACAAGGUCAUCUGAAAAAGGCACUGCUGAACGUGGAAUGGCGUGUUUGUCAGGACUGCAAGGCAGACAAUAAGACACAAGAGAAAUCUGAGGAGGAGACUGAUGAAAGCCCUUCGAUAUGGUUAUGUCUAAAAUGUGGCCACAGGGGCUGUGGCAGAAAUUCUCAAGAACAGCACGCUUUAAAGCAUUAUGCAACGCCAAGAUCAGAUCCCCAUUGUUUGGUUCUCAGUUUGGACAACUGGAGUGUGUGGUGCUACAUAUGCGAUAAUGAAGUUCCAUAUAGCACUUCAACCCGAUUGGGCCAGAUUGUGGAUUAUGUUAGAAAACACGUUUGUAUUGACUCAUCAUGUACAGUGGAAAAACAAGAAGAGAACAAAGAAUUUGAAAAUAAAAAAGUAGAGAAGGACAGCAAAAAUGAGCAAGAAAAGGAAGUCUCACUUAAAGAAGAGAAUUCUCAUCCAAGUACUAACUCAGAAGUGACUGUGAAAGGACUUAGUAACUUGGGGAAUACAUGUUUCUUUAAUGCAGUGAUGCAGAAUUUAUCACAAACUCCAGUCCUGAGGGAGCUGCUUAAAGAAGCUAAAAUGCCUGGCACAACAGUUAAGAUUGAAUCACCUGAGUUAUCCAUGGAACCUCAGCUGAUAAAACUAGAUCAACCAGGUCCUUUGACAUUAGCCAUGUAUCAGUUCCUGACAGAAAUGCAGGAGACAAAAAAAGGGGUAGUCACUCCUAAGGAACUUUUUGCUCAGGUUUGUAAAAAAGCAAUACGAUUUAAAGGUUAUCAGCAGCAAGACAGUCAUGAAUUGCUUCGUUACUUACUUGAUGGAAUGAGAGCAGAAGAAAUCCAACAAGUAAGUGUUGGAAUACUGAAGGCGCUGACUGACUCUAACAAACAAAAUGAAGAAGAACUUAAAAAGAAAAUUAAAGAAUAUGAAAAGAAAAAGGGAAUACAAAGCGUUGUAGAUCGAAUCUUUGGUGGAGAAUUAACCAGUACAAUUAUGUGUGAGGAAUGCAGAACCGUAUCCUUGGUCCACGAGUCUUUCCUCGAUUUGUCACUUCCUGUACUAGAUGAUCAGAAAGUAAAAAUCACAAAUGAGAGAAACAUUAAAAAAAACAAAGAAAAGGAAUCUGAAGAUGAAGAGGACAAAAACAAUGACUGUUAUCUUAAGCAGAGAGAUGACCCCCCUGGUACAAGUAAGCACCUUCAGAAAAAAGCAAAGAAACAGGCCAAAAAACAAGCCAAGAGCCAGCGCCGCCAGCAAAAACUUCAAGGAAAGGUGCUUCGCUUAACAGAUAUCUGUGCAACUGAACAAUCAGAAAAAGACAUCGAGUAUAACCAAGAAUCAGAGGCAGAAAUUAACUCUGAAACUCCUGAUAGGAAGAGAGAAGAGGAAUCAUCAAAUGAUGGCAGAGAUCACUGCUUAACUCAAAAAGACUUGAGUGUACAGGGAAGUAGGACAGAAGUUCAGAGCAUGCAUGAAAAUACAGGAAAGCCAGAACAAGAGUGUAUAGAAAGUGAGUCUCUCAUGGAUCUCCCUAUGGAAGGAUUAGAUUCUCCUAUGAAGUUUGUCAAUGGCCUUGACAACCUGUCUUUGAAAGAUGAGGAUGAUGAAAAUAAAGAUGAGGAAGAGCUUGCUACUGACUUUUCAGAGCUACACUUGGGUGCCAAUGAUGAAUCUGAUACAAGUACCUUAGAUGACCUUCAAACUCUUCCUGUCAAGACAUGUGAAUUAUCAACUGAAGAUCCAGAAACAGCAUUUUGUACUCUUGCAAACAGGGAAGGUCUGAACCCCGAAGAAGGUUCAAUCCAUCACUGUUUGUAUCAAUUUACCCGUAAUGAAAAGCUUACUGAGACCAAUAAACUACUCUGUGAUGUAUGUACACAAAGACAUUAUGGACCAAAGAAGAACAUAAAAAGUGAAAAGAAGUAUGUUUAUACUAAUGCCAAAAAGCAGAUGUUAAUCUCUCUUGCUCCUCCAAUUUUAACUCUUCACUUAAAGAGGUUUCAACAGGCUGGUUUUAAUCUACGGAAGGUUAACAGGCAUAUCAAGUUUCCAGAAGUGAUAGACUUGGCUCCUUUCUGUACAGCUAAAUGUAAAAAUGUGGCUGAAGGGAAUACAGAAGUACUGUACUCUCUCUAUGGAGUUGUUGAACAUAGUGGAACAAUGAGGUCUGGGCACUACACUGCUUAUGCUAAAAUGAGAAGUAUGAACAACCAUCUCUCUGAUCUUGUCCUUCGAGGACAAUCUCCUCAAGCUUUAGAAACUGAACCAGUAAACGGGCAGUGGUUCCACAUCAGUGAUACCCAUGUACAAGCUGUGUCUGCAUCAAAAGUGCUGAGCUCGCAAGCCUAUCUCCUGUUCUAUGAGCGACUGCUGUAACUCAUCUGAGAAGCCUUCUUUUAUGUGCAGCCAUCUUCAAGUGGUCUGAAAGAAAGCAAAGACUCACAAAUUAUGUUGUUAAAUGUUGGAGCUACUGUAUACAACUGCAGGAAUAUACUUUAUGCUUCUUCUGACACACUGACAAAUGGUUAACUUAUACUUUUUCCAGUGUUUUCACUAAAUAAAA